Messenger RNA from Panthera uncia (snow leopard), 4319 nucleotides. Its product is annotated as TRIO and F-actin-binding protein-like. Bases 1748 to 3589 code for a protein of 613 amino acids. The transcript is spliced from 13 exons. The record is from RefSeq and is a predicted model, not a curated record. Gene Ontology annotation, biological process: positive regulation of substrate adhesion-dependent cell spreading; actin filament organization. NCBI's taxonomy places the organism in Eukaryota, Metazoa, Chordata, Mammalia, Carnivora, Felidae. Gene Ontology annotation, cellular component: actin cytoskeleton. Gene Ontology annotation, molecular function: actin filament binding.
UGGGGAGCCCUUGCUCAGCUCUGGAAGCCUAUGGCUGAUCCCUCAGCCCUGGCCCAGUCUGAAUGGCCCGGUGGUCUGCUCGUCCUUCCCAGGGGCUUUCCCCUGGACAGCAAGGCCAGCUCUGUGGGCCAUCCCAGAUAGCCUGACUUCUCAGAGCCAGGGGGUGAGGGUGGAGACUGCCCCCAAAGCACAGGAAUUUCGAUCAGGAAGGUAAAGGGGGGGUGGGGGAGUGAUAUUUAUUCAGCAGGUUUUUCCCGAGGCCUAGUCACCAUGGGCCAGACCUUGGGGGUCACUGGAGGUCCCGGUCUGAAGGGAGGUUACCCAAGUGACUCGGUGGCCCCGAGUGUAGCUGCCAAUCUUCAGUCUUCGCUUGGGACCACCCCGGGCAGCCUCUGGCACUCGUGGGGAACAGGGUGAGGAAGAAUGAAGAGAGACAGGGCAAACACAGCCCCAGGGUUUCCCAGCUCUGAGCCGAGCCUGGGUCCCCUCCCUCAGACAGGUAUGCAGGGAGGGGCUGCCCUGCAGGGGUGGGGCUGCUGACCUGCUGAGAUCCAGGGGCCCUGGCUGCAUGCACAGCCUGGGCUGUGGCUGGCUGUGGAUGUCCAGGCCCCGGGGCCAAGCCCCUCUUAGGCCACUUCCUCCACCUGAGGAAGAGGAGAAUGGGGAGGAAGGCGGGUCAGGGGAGGUGGCCAGGUCAGGUGGCUCCGGUUUCCAGCUGCUGUCUCUGCUGCCCACCCCACGGAGCCGAGCUGCAAGCUCCUUCCCAGGCAACCAGACACCUUGGCCUGGUGAGGCCGUGAUGGCGGUACUGAUAGGUGGGCUCAGGGCCAUAGCGACAGGUGGCCACCUCCUCCCUGCCCGCAGCUUGGCCCGCCCUGCUCUCCCCCCUGCCAGCGGGCAGAAGCUGACACUCUGCUGAGGGACCAGGCCUUAGACACGAGAGAGAAGUCUGCCGGUGGGCAGGGAGGGUCAGGUGGCUGGCGCCCAUCAGAUGGGUGUGGCCAGAGAAACCACCCGGAUGAGCAUCUGUUUCAUCUAGGUGGGGGUGGGAGGGGGUACCUAGCUCACAGGCCUCUGGAACAUGCAGCGGCUGGGAGCCCCCCGACCCCGGGGCCGCGCCCCCCUGGGCAGCACCCGGCAGGUAGGGCUUGCCUCCACCGAAGUGCUAUCUUCCUGGCCCUUCCGUAGAUCUCUGACCCCACCCUGGGCCUGGCUCCAUCUUUCAGAGUCUCCAGGGGACAAGGGAAGGGCAGGGCAGGGCUGGUUGGACCACAGGAGGGUCAGUGGGUUGGGGAUGAGCGGGGGCUUUAAGGCAUUUUCCUGGUGGGCCUCCUGGCCUUGUCGGUGAGAGCGACUGGACAGUUUGCUCAGCCCUGCUGGUUCAGGCUGUUCUCGGAGCCCUCUGGGGUCUCUCUCCUGCUCUUUCGUGAGGAAGUAGGCUGGCAGGAGGGGAGCCUGGCCACCUGUGGUAGAUGUGCCAGUCACCCUGCCUGCCGUCUUGGCUCUCAGAGGUUGUCGGGGACAGGGGCCAAGGCUAUCUCAGUGGUUGGGGAGCCUGCCCGGAUUUGGGGGUUACCUGGGCCCUCAGCCCCCUCUCCUGGCUUUCCAGGACCUCAGCCUCGCAGGACUCAGGGGCAGGAUGGGUACAACACUCCUUCCCCAGCCCCAGUUGGUUCUCCACCGGGCCUAACUUAUGUGCCUCCUUAUCUCUCCAUAGCCUGAUCUGCUCAACUUCAAGAAAGGAUGGAUGUCGAUCUUGGACGAGCCUGGGGAGGGCAGCUUAGGGGGCCGGGGCCCCCACGGUCGACCUGGCCAGACCCAGGACAGCUGUAGAGUGGUGCACGCACACACCCUUUCGUCCCACCCUCCCUGCCGCCCCGUCCCCUCGCUCACCGCCACGUCUCCUUCACAGUGGAAGAAGCAUUGGUUUGUGCUGACAGAUUCAAGCCUUAAGUACUACAGGGACUCCACCGCAGAGGAGGCAGACGAGCUGGAUGGCGAGAUCGACCUGCGCUCCUGCACGGAUGUCACCGAGUACGCGGUGCAGCGCAACUAUGGCUUCCAGAUCCACACCAAGGAUGCUGUCUACACCUUGUCGGCCAUGACCUCGGGUAUCCGGCGAAACUGGAUCGAGGCUCUGAGGAAGACCGUGCGGCCAACCUCCGCCCCGGAUGUCACCAAGCUCUCGGACUGCAAUAAGGAGAACACGCCGCACAGCACCCAGAAGGGCUCCCUGAAGGCGGGGGAGCAGCGGGUGGGCUCUGAGGUCAUCGGUCGGGGCGGCCCGCGGAAGGCAGACGGGCAGCGGCAGUCCCUGGACUACGUGGAGCUCUCCCCGCUGACUCAGGGCUCCCCGCAGCGGGCCCGCACCCCGGCCCGCGCUCCCGACCGCCCGGCCAAGCAGGAGGAGCUGGAGCGGGACCUGGCGCAGCGCUCCGAGGAGCGUCGCAAGUGGUUUGAGGCCACGGACGGCAGGCCUGUGGAGACGCCGGCCGGCGAGGCGCCGCGCCGGGGCCCGGGGGCCCCCCUGACCGAGGACCAGCAGAGCCGCCUCAGUGAGGAGAUUGAGAAGAAGUGGCAGGAGCUGGAGAAGCUGCCCCUGCGGGAGAACAAGCGGGUGCCUCUCACCGCCCUGCUCAACCAAAGCCGCGGGGAGCGCCGCGGGCCCCCGCGUGACAGCCACGAGGCGCUGGAGAAGGAGGUCCAGUGUCUCCGCGCCCAGCUGGAGGCAUGGCGCCUUCAAGGAGAGGCCCCUCAGAGUGCACCCAGGCCCCAGGAGGACAGCCAUAUCCCCCCGGGCUACAUCUCGCAGGAGGCGUGCGAGCGCAGCCUGGCCGAGAUGGAGUCCUCGCACCAGCAGGUGAUGGAGGAGUUGCAGCGGCACCAUGAGCGGGAGCUGCAGCGGCUGCAGCAGGAGAAGGAGUGGCUCCUGGCCGAGGAGACGGCGGCCACGGCCUCGGCCAUCGAAGCCAUGAAGAAGGCCUACCAGGAGGAGCUGAGCCGGGAACUGAGCAAGACACGGAGUCUCCAACAGGGUCCAGAUGGCCUUCGCAAGCAGCACCAGUCGGACGUGGCGGCGCUGAAGCGGGAGCUGCAGGUGCUGUCCGAGCAGUACUCGCAGAAGUGCCUGGAGAUCGGGGCCCUGACGCGGCAGGCCGAGGAGCGUGAGCACACGCUACGGCGCUGCCAGCAGGAGGGCCAGGAGCUGCUGCGCCACAACCAGGAGCUGCACGCCCGCCUGUCAGAGGAGAUCGACCGGCUGCGCGGCUUCAUUGCCUCGCAGGGCACCAGCGACGGCUGUGGACGCAGCAGCGAGCGGAGCUCCUGUGAGCUGGAGGUGCUGCUGCGGGUGAAGGAGAACGAGCUCCAGUACCUGAAGAAGGAGGUGCAGUGCCUCCGGGAUGAGCUACAGAUGCUGCAGAAGGACAAGGAGCGCUUCGCUUCGGGAAAGUACCAGGAUGUGUACGUAGAGCUGAACCACAUCAAGACACGCUCGGAACGGGAGAUCGAGCAGCUGAAGGAGCACCUGCGCCUUGCCAUGGCUGCGCUGCGGGAGAAGGAGUCGAUGCGCAACAGCCUGGCCGAGUAAAGGUCCUGGUGGCCGAGCCCCGCAGCAGACGCCCCCAGACUGAGGGGACCAGUCAGUCGCCCUCCUUCCUGCCGGAUGGAAGUCAGAAGCCAAGCUUUCUCCCCGCCCGCUGUGGGCCGCACGUGCACUCGUCCCCACCACACACACGCACACAGGUGCACACACACACGCGCGCGCACACACACACACACACACACACACACACACACUCUGCGUAUCUGAGCGCGCCCCUCGCACUGGGUCUUACCUUUUGCACCUUCUUCAGGAUUUUAUAUGUGAAGAGAUUUUUAUAUAGAUUUUUUUUCCUUCCCCCCCCCCAACACUUUAUACUUUGAAAAAACCAAUUCCUGGACGCUGGCUCCCCCUCUGUCUCCAGCCACGGGGGGCUCAGGCUUCUGGGCCCGUGGCCCUGCCCCAGGGGGUGAGGGGGGGGGGUCCAGCAGGGGCGCAGCAGCGGCCACGGCAGCGUUGACUCUGGUGGGAGAGGCAGGGAGCCAGCCAGCCACCCUCUUCCUACCCUACCUCCCACUAACUACUUCCUGCCCCGAGGGGACCCACACCUUGGGACUCUGGACAGAGGGACAGAUGGGCAGAGGGAGCCGGCAGCUCCCUAAGGCUUCACCUCCUCCUCUGAGGGGGUGCUGGGCACGGAACCACUGGAGCCGCCCCAUGAAGGCGUUUCUCUUCUGCUCCAUGAGCCUUCUUAACUUAAUAAAAUAUUCCCGCGGCU